Molecule: messenger RNA, 1191 nt
Organism: Aureobasidium subglaciale EXF-2481
Lineage: Eukaryota; Fungi; Ascomycota; Dothideomycetes; Dothideales; Saccotheciaceae
Exons: 2
Coding region: 1-1191 (396 amino acids)
Molecular function (GO): protein binding
Source: RefSeq, a predicted model, not a curated record
AUGCCGCUGAGAGACGUGCUCAAGAAGCGGUCUAACAUUCAAGGCGAUGCAGCGAGCACACGUAGCGUCAGCGCAACUUCUCUGCCAGGUCUACCCAACCCGAUACCAGAGUUCACCUUUAUGCGAACGACGACACACGAGCAGGAAGUCAUCAUACCACCGUCAUAUCCAGGCGACGAAGUCCCAGUAGCAUCUGGCCAAGGGCCCACCGAGAGGAAACGCCGCAAUAUCUUUCGCAAGAGCAGCGCAAACUUUGCUUCUAGCAUUGGCAGCAACAGUGCUCUCUCGUCCCACUCUGAAGAAAAGGAGAUCCCUACUACUCUUCCGAUACGACCCAAGAAUGAGCGCAAACUCUCCGAGAGACUGCAUUUUGGUAGGUCACGGGGUCUAUCCAAAAGCGAGAGCAGCUCUCAUCUGCCGACCGACCUGGGCGACGCGCCUCAAAACACGCCAGCACCGUUGGAUCCUCCAGAUGCCAAGGGCAGGGUAAAAGAGACGGAGACCAAGGAGAAUAAAGUGCAGCGGGAAGCGCAAUGGGAGAAGCGAGCUACCAUGAUGGCCCUCAAGAACCCCAUAUUGCACGGUGAGAGGUCGGAGACUGGCGAAAAGAAAGGGCACACGCGGAAUGCCUCUCUUGAGGAGGGCGAAGCCGACAUUCAAGAAGCCAUUCGUUUACAUGAGCAAGGCGACCUAGAACGUUCGACCCAAAUCUUUGGACAGCUCGCAGAUCCUGACGGUGCAAACAAUCCUCUGUGUCAGGUACUAUACGGCCUUGCUCUACGACACGGCUGGGGCAUAACGCCUUCUGCAGAUGCUGCAAUACACUACCUGAGUUUAGCAGCCUCGAACAGUGCAGCUAUUGAGUCAGCGGCUCUUUCAUCAGGUUCCAAGACGGGUGGUGAAGCAAAAGGCGAGCUGGUUCUCGCCAUAUUUGAGCUGGCAAACUGCUUCCGCUAUGGUUGGGGUAUCAAAGUGGACAAAGUCGCUGCGAGGAGCUACUAUGAGGUUGCUGCCAAUCUAGGCGAUCCUGACGCUCUGGAAGAAGCAGCCUGGUGCUACAUAGAAGGUUUCGGCGGGCCGAAAGAUAAGUUCAAAGCAGCACAGUAUCUGCGGUUGGCUGAAGGCGCUGGUCGAAAGAGCGUGGGAAGCAGCUGGAUCUGGAAGGACAAGUAUAAUUCACCGACCAAAUGA